AGGUACUGUAGUUGUGGUUAUAGUUGUGAGUAUUACGGUUCCGGUAUAUAACUUCCCGAUAACAUGGAGAGGAUGAUCCUAGUUGUGAUGGUGAUUAUCACCAUGGUGAUGAAGAGUGUUUAUAGCACGUGUGUUCCGCCACCCUCUAAUGUUUUGGAUACGCACGGAGUUGAUACCAUUGUGUAUGGAACUGUUGUGUCUGUAACUAGUUCUAGAAGGAGCCACGUAUCGACCAUAAAAUUCUCAGUUUCUUGCAGAUUCAAAUACUCACACCAUGUCAGAGAUGUCAUUACUAUCCGCGCUGUAGCAAUGAAUAAUGCGUGUAAGAGAGACCUAACAACAGGAGCCGAGUUGGUCUUUUAUCUGUCAGAUAGUCGGGAUCCAUCUCAAUACAAUUCCGUCGUGUUUCCUCAGCCAGAAGUCGACAGUUUUGCUAGCAUUAACGAAGUUGACAUCCUCCGACUCCGACAAUACUCCUACGCUUCCGGCAGCCUCCCCAAGGGAGAUUACUGCCCCGAGGACUGUGUAACUGGCAGUUCUUGGAGCGGAUGGAGCGACUGUUCAGAAGAUUGUGGAAGUGGCUUCAUUCAGAGGCAUCUCGAGAUCAGCGAAAACAAACUCAAAGGCAAAGUACGCUGCCCGGCAGUUACAGAGACAGCACACUGCUACCUCAAACCCUGUGGCGACCCUUAUAACCUUAAUAACAACGUUAAUAAAUGGACGGAGACGUACAUGAUAAUAGGAAGCUGCCAAACGACCCAACCUGUCCGGUACCUCCUGUGCACAGAGCUCUGUGAGAUGGGAUACUCCAACAAGCCCACCGAUGUGGAUAUCCGACCUGAGAGGGUUAUCUGCGGGGACCAGAUCAAGUUCAAGGCAGUUUCCGUUACGCUGGAGUGUGGGUGUUUGAAGGACGGAGAUGUUACCAGUGACCCUUUAGCUUCUCUCUUUGACGGAUGAGAGUAGUGUCAGAAUAACAGUUUUUGUAUCAGAUGUGUUUAGCGUAGAACGUUCUCAGCUUCGAGAUACUAUCUCAGAUACUAUCUCAGAUAGCUAUAGGCAGAUGUGCAAUACACGUGCAAUGCACGUGUAUUGCACAUUGUGCAUAGGAGAGAGAUAACGACGAACAUGAGCUAUAUACAGAGAGUGAUAGCUUAGUUAAACAGAUAGCUUUAAGAAAUAAGAGCUCUUUUUAGGGCCCUCCAGACUAACUUAUUGAUCAUUGAUUAGAUGGUCAGAUAAUUAUUAUGAUUUUAUGAUAGAUAGUAAUGAUUACUUAUAAAUACUAUUAGUGUUUAUAUCUUAAAUAAUAGGCUAGCAAUACAUUUUAUAAGGUCUCCUGCUGUGCCGUAGUUUUCCGUCCCACUAAUGAAUUUAUGGUGGGGCGCCCUGUAUCUUAACUGAUCAUAGCCAAUUAUUUGUAUUAUUAUAAUUAAAUUCAAAUGUAGGUUCGUGCAACUCCUUAGCUUUGAUUUUGGCGCCCAUUUGAUCAUUCAAUUUUAUGAUUUUAAUUUUAUCAUUCUUGUUUUAACACAGAGAUUGUGUACGGAGAAAAUUUGAUAGAGAACAAUUUGAUAAAUACUUUAACUUGAAGAUUAAUUCAAAAUUCAAAACUUUGAGGAAGUUAUACCACAAUUUAUUCUUUAUUCUGACCCCUGCAAUUAUGUUUAACAAUUGCAAUUUUACUAGUUAUUUUAUUAUAGCAAUAGCUUUAGCUUUAGCAUUAGCUUAUUUCUGCUGUAAACGUUAAUUUAUAUUUACAGUUUCACUGCAAAGAAUUUAAUGAUAAAUUGUUUAAACCCUUAUGCUAUUUAUUUAUUUAUUGAAUGUCGAUUGAAUUUAUGACUUCCGUUUGUUCAAAACUUCUGUUACUGCUGAAUUCAUCAUUUUAAAAUGUCU
This is a messenger RNA of Bolinopsis microptera, 1899 nucleotides long. RefSeq lists its product as uncharacterized. NCBI's taxonomy places the organism in Eukaryota, Metazoa, Ctenophora, Tentaculata, Lobata, Bolinopsidae. The record is from RefSeq and is a predicted model, not a curated record. Bases 64 to 960 code for a protein of 298 amino acids. The transcript has 7 exons.